Molecule: messenger RNA, 1124 nt
Organism: Coturnix japonica (Japanese quail)
Lineage: Eukaryota; Metazoa; Chordata; Aves; Galliformes; Phasianidae
Gene: TLCD1
Product: TLC domain containing 1
Biological process (GO): plasma membrane organization; phospholipid homeostasis; membrane assembly
Cellular component (GO): plasma membrane
Source: RefSeq, a predicted model, not a curated record
CCCCGCCCCCUCCCGCAUCCCGCGCCGUGCCCGGAGCUGGUUGCGAUGGGCCCGGGCUGGCGGGCGCCGUCGGCCGCGCUGGUCGGUGGCAGCGUGGCGCUGUUCGGGGCGCUCCGGAGGGCGGCCCUGGUGCUGCCCAGACCCGCUGCCGUCAGGAACCGGCCCGGCCGGGUUUGGCGUUGGUUGAACCUCCUGGUUUCGUUCGCACAUUCCGUGCUCGCGGGGCUCUGGGCCCUAUUCAGCCUUUGGCAAUCCCCGGAGCUGCUCUCUGACAUCCAGGACGGGUACAGCGUCUCAGGGCACCUGCUGGUCUGCUUCUCUUCAGGUUACUUCAUCCACGACAGCCUGGACAUCAUCUUCAACCAACAGUCCCGCUCGUCCUGGGAAUACCUGGUGCACCACGCCAUGGCCAUCUCUGCCUUCGUCUCACUCAUCAUCACGGGCCGCUUCCUGGUGGCGGCGAUGCUUCUGCUGCUGGUGGAGGUGAGCAACAUCUUCCUCACCGCCCGCAUGCUACUGAAGAUGAGCAACGUGCCUUCCCCGGCGCUCUACGAGGCCAACAAGUACAUCAACCUGGUGAUGUAUUUCGCCUUCCGCCUGGCGCCCCAGGCCUACCUCACCUGGUACUUCGUGCGCUACGUGGAGGUGCAGGGCCAGGGUGCCUUCCUGAUGGCCAACCUCCUGCUGCUGGACGCCAUGAUCCUCAUGUACUUCUCCCGCCUCCUGCGCUCUGAUUUCUUCCCCUCCCUGCGUAAAGGAGCCGUAGGGAGAGAUGUGGACGGCGAGAAGUUCCUCAUUGACUGAGUGAGCCGUGCGUGCGCUGGGGACCGGGGGGGGGGGGCUCUCCGUUCCUGCUCUAUGUGCCUUAGGGCUCGCUCCUUGGCUGCGGGCUCUGCAUUCACCUGCUCUGCUGCCUAUAAGCUCUACCCUGCUGGAACCAGCCCGACGGCCUCGGCGAGCCGUGGGGAUGCCACCAAAGCUGGGGGCACAGUUGACAAGAGGAGCAGCCCAAGCCGGCUUCUGUGCCAGCACGGCCAGGGGUGCCUGUGAGGGAAGGGCUGAGCCUCACCCGUGGUGGUGUUGGGUGUUCUGUGCAUUAAAUGGGUCUGGUUACUGCUGCUGCA